Mirounga angustirostris (Northern elephant seal) is the source of this 3364-nucleotide messenger RNA. RefSeq names its product mucin-19-like. The transcript is spliced from 4 exons. NCBI's taxonomy places the organism in Eukaryota, Metazoa, Chordata, Mammalia, Carnivora, Phocidae. Bases 1 to 1125 code for a protein of 374 amino acids. The record is from RefSeq and is a predicted model, not a curated record.
AUGCGUGCGGCCGCAGCCCCGACGCCCGCGGCCGCGCUAGUCACCGCCCGAGCCCAGCCGGGCCCAGGGCCUGGGGACGCGGCGGCGGCGGCGGCGGCUGCUCCCGGGUCCUGGCCGCGCGCCACCUCCACCCGGCGCCCCAAACCGCCUUUCCCGGUGGGGACCCAAGUCCCCGCGCUGUGCCAGCCUCUCGGUGAAGCCGGCCUCUGCUGCCCGCUCGCUCGGGAAGCCCUGGCCGGAUCUGGGGCUUACAAGGGCCACUUUCCAGGUCCCAGGUCUGGCAACCAGGGAGCUCCCGGCGCGGGCGCCGCGAAAACCCGGAGAGGCUGCGCGCGGGACAUCCAUCCUCGCCAUCCCUUUUCUGCGGCUGGCCCAGCCACGAUUCGGCGCCGAGCCGAAGUUCGGCCAGCCCGGCCAAGAGGGGUCCCAGCCCUGCAGAAAGACCGAGGACGCAGCGCCAACGCCCGAACGCCGCAGGGACAAGAGCGCUCGCUCGGUGGGCAGAGCCGGGGCUCGGCCCCAGCGGAUCCCGGCGUGUCUCGGCUCCGCCUCCGGCCCUGGCCCCUUUCCCCGGCCCCGGCUCGGGUCUUCCAUGCCACUGUUUGGCUCGGAGAGGCCGGAGACGUGCUCGGUGCACCGGGGGCCGGAUGCGGCCAUAAAUCUCCAUGCGGGACCUCCUUCCCGCCGCUCACACGCGGGUGCUCCCGGCCGGCCCCGCGUCCGGGGCUUCACCGAGCGCCCCGCUCUCCCAGUCACAGCCUGGGGUCCCUGAGACUGCCCGGGGAGUCAAGCCAGGAGCUUCCCUGUUCACCAAAGAGAGGAACGGAUUCGCCCAUUCAGUGCCAUCACCUUCCAUCCCCACGGUCGCCCGGACCUCAGGCGGCCUGGGCCUCACCGGAUCCCGGCCUGGGGCUGGAAAUUUCUUUUGAUGCAAACUGGUCCCUGCUUCGUACCAGCUUUAACAGCCCUCUGACUUGGGUACCAUGGUGCCCGUUCGAUGGACAAGAAACCCCAGGGGAAGUGACAAGCUCACACAGCUCAGAAGUGGCAGCAAACACCCUCAACGAAGCCAGGCAAGGGGGUACAAACGUGGAGCCCCAGCAUCCCUGGGAGCCCCCAGCCUGACCAAGACCAGCUUAAAGAACUAUACUAACCCCCCCUGCCACCCCAUUUACUGCCCUUCCUCAUCCUCUCUACUCCCUGCUGCCUCUGUCCUGCCCCCGCCUAGGGGGAGGCGACAGAGGUCAGAGGUCAGUGGGAGUCCUUUGGGCCUGGGGUAUGGGCGGGUGAGGGGAGGCCUUCCUUGGGAGCAGGGCCCACAUUCUGCACUCCAGGGCUGGAGGGGGCUGCAGGCAGGAGUUCAGGGGAGCAGACCCCGGGUCCCGCACACCUGCUGUAGAUUCUGGCUCAGGACACACCUGGACAAUGACAUUUCCCAUCUCCCUGGGGUCUUCUGGUUUCUGACACGCACACACACCGCCCCGGUCUCUGGUGCCCUUGUGGGUGUUCUUGCUGUUGCUUGCACACACGUUCUGUCCCGUGCAUCUGUGUGUCAUGGGUACACUCACCACAGGCGUCCCUGCAACCCAGAGAAAUGGGGUGGUCUUCCUAAGGUCACCCAGCCUGGGUGGCAACAAGCAAGCCCAACCCGUUUCUGCCCAGCCCUCCACCUCCCGUGCUCGUCACUGGUGCUCCAGGGCCCACGGUGGCAUCGAGAGAGAGGGGACAGCAACACCCAGCCUCGUCCCAGGUGUCCUGGGGUCCUCCCACACCCACAGGCUCCCAGGACCUCUGUCUCUGUCUCUCACACACGUGCGCGUGCACACACACACAAUGUGUGUCUCUCUCUUCACCUCCCUCCCUCCCUCCGUCCGUCCCUCCCUCCCUCCGUCCCUCCCUCCCUCCCUCCGUCCCUCCCUCCCUCCCUUUUUUUUUUUUAAUUCUUCUUUGGCAUUUUCUUUCAAGCAGAAAAUAAAAACAUUUCCCAUGGCUACAGCUUUGAAAGCUUCCCUCUUCUCUCUGCCUUUCUCUCGCCCCCACCCCCAUGUGGAUCCAUUUCUAGAGUCAGCAGAAAGUCAAAAACAAACCCUGAAGAUCAAACCUGACAGCCCACUCCCCUCCCCGCAUCCCUCCACUUUCCCUGCAUGUCUUAGCCUGUCUCCACCCUGGAGAUGAACAGGAGGGAGCCCCCCCCCCCCCCCCCGCACAUGCACAAAUGCACUCCCACACCUUCUAUGGCCGCAGGGAGUCUCUUAAGAACCUUCUAGAGCUGCCCCUGCCAGAAAGGCCUGCUCACUCAGUUCCUCCUGCUGGAAGUGUCUGGGUUCUCCCUCACGCUCCCCUUUCCAGCCCUGCUCCAUCCAACCCUCCUCUGGAAGGCCGCCUGUUGUGGGUUGAAUACCCCCAAAAUUCAUAGAUUCAAGUCCUAGCCCCAGUACCUCAAAAUGUGACCUCAUUUGGAAACAGCCUCCUUGCGGAUGUCAUUGGUUAAGGUGAGGUCAUCCUGGAGUAGGAUGGGCCCCUAAUCCAAUAUGACCAGGGCCCUUAUAAAAGGGGGGCACAGACAGAUACAGGGGGAAGCCUUAAAAGACCGAGACGGAGACAGCCAUGUAGGAGACAGAGGGAGAGGCAUGGACCAGACUCCCCCACAGCCCCUGAAGGAACCCACCCUGCCCACACCUUGCUCUUGGGCUUUUGCACUGCAGAAUUGAGACAGUAAAUUUCUGUUGUUAUCCUGCAGUGACAAAAAUCCCCAACAUCUCAAAGGCUUAGCACAACACCUAAAAAUGUAUUCUCCCUGACACAUCGUCUGCGCUGGGCCCGGGCGACACUCCACGGCACCCAAGCCACUUAGGUUCCACGAGUUGUCGACCUCGAUGUGACACCAUCACAGGGAAGGGAAGAUUAUCCCACGGGGGGUAAUAAGAUCACUGGUGCUCACCAUCCAUGUGACCACACCCAAUGAAACGGUGCUAGAAGCUGGGUCUCCCCCAUCCUGUGCUCAGGAAGGACCGGAAAACCUAAGAUGGGCGAGCAUAGGCAAUGUCCACCGCAGCUAGAAUGUGACCUCUCCCGAUCUGUUAACUUUUUUUUUUUUUUUUAAGAUUUUUAAGUAAUCUCAGGACGCCUGGGUGGCUCAGUCGUUAGGCGUCUGCCUUCGGCUCAGGUCAUGAUCCCAGGGUCCUGGGAUCGAGUCCCGCAUCGGGAUCCCUGCUCGGUGGGAGGCCUGUUUCUCCCUCUCCCACUCCCACUUGCUUGUGCUCCUGCUCUCACUAUCUCUGUCUCUGUCAAAUAAAUAAAUAAAAUCUUUAAAAAAAAAAAAAAGAUUUUUAAGUAAUCUCUACACCUAACGUGGGGCUUGAAC